Messenger RNA from Xiphophorus hellerii (green swordtail), 2158 nucleotides. RefSeq names its product indian hedgehog B protein-like. The record is from RefSeq and is a predicted model, not a curated record. The coding region runs from base 651 to 1883 and encodes 410 amino acids. Lineage: Eukaryota; Metazoa; Chordata; Actinopteri; Cyprinodontiformes; Poeciliidae. Gene Ontology annotation, biological process: cell fate specification; regulation of gene expression; smoothened signaling pathway. Gene Ontology annotation, molecular function: calcium ion binding; patched binding. The transcript is spliced from 3 exons.
CCUGCUGAAGUAUAGAAAACAUUCCUAGAUCAACAUCUGGAAGUCUGAUCUAUGUUUCAUUUCUAGACUUUAGGAUACAAACAGAAACAUCAAGAAUUGUCUUGGAUUAGAAUUAUUUACCUGCAGGGUCACCUGGCUCGGUGCGGAGGGAGGGGGAGGGGCCGGCGGGCGGGCGGAGGGCCGGUCAGCAGGUCCCGCAGGGCGCGGUCAUCCUCCUCCUCCUCCUCCUCUUCCUCAUCUGGGCCGCAGCGCAGCGGCAGCUCUCCAUUCCCAGCGAGCCGCAGCAGCUGCGGCACCAGGAGACCCGAAGACCCGCCGCGCUGCGGGACUCUCUACCUGCUGCGGGACUCUCUACCUGCCGGCCGGACAGGCGGCGGCGCGCCGCGCGGCUCCGCGGCCGCAGCUUCCAGCCCGCCCUCACCUGUUGCUGCGUCUGGCUGUGCCGCGGCGCGUUGGAAACCUUUACGCACCGAGCGGCUCUCCGGUCCUCGCUGUUGGUGUCCACAGGUUUCCACUGGUCCUUACUGGUCUCUCCGAUCCUUACUGGUCCUCACUGCUCACCCUCGGGGCGCCAUGAGUUCCUCCGCGGUUCCUCCAGCCUGACGGCUCAGCGGGGCGCCGGGCGGAGCCGAAGCCGCCUCUCCGGCGGGAUGCGGCUCCCCGCACUGCUGGCCUGCCUGGCGGGUUGCGCGCUGCUGCUGCUGCCGCAGGCCGGCCUGGCCUGCGGGCCGGGGAAGGGCCACGGCCGGCGGCGGGGCCCCCGGAAGCUGGUGCCGCUGGUCCUGAAGCAGUUCAGCCCCAACGUGGCGGAGCAGACGCUGGGCGCCAGCGGCAAGGCGGAGGGGAAGAUCAGCCGCGGCUCGGAGCGCUUCAAGGAGCUGAGCCCCAACUACAACCCGGACAUCAUCUUCAAGGACGAGGAGAACACCGGGGCGGACCGCCUCAUGACGCAGCGCUGCAAGGACAAGCUGAACUCUCUGGCCAUCUCGGUGAUGAACUUCUGGCCCGGGGUCCGGCUGCGGGUCACCGAGGGCUGGGACGAGGACGGCCACCACUCGUCCAGCUCGCUGCACUACGAGGGCCGGGCCGUGGACGUCACCACGUCCGACCGCGACCGCCACAAGUACGCCACGCUGGCGCGGCUGGCGGUGGAGGCCGGCUUCGACUGGGUCCACUACGAGUCCCGGGCGCACGUCCACUGCAGCGUCAAGUCAGAUCACUCCAUGGCGGCCAAGGAAGGCGGCUGUUUCCCUGGCAACGCCUCGGUGACGUUGGAGGGCGGCGCCCGGAAGUCCAUGAGCGCGCUGCGGCCCGGGGACCGGAUCCUGGCCUCGGCGAACGGCGGCCUGGUCUUCAGCGAGGUCAUGACCUUCCUGGACCGGAACCCGGACACACCUCGGCUCUUUGUCAGCCUGCGGACCGCGGCCGGACCACAGCUCGCCCUCACUGCCGCCCACCUGCUCUUCGUGUCGGGCAGGAACUGCUCCGAGGGCGCGGUGCCGGCGACCGGCCGGCUGCGUGCCGCCUACGCCGGCGCCGUCCGGCCCGGUCAAUGCGUCCUGGUGGCGGUCGGUGGGGUGGCGCGUCUGUCCCGCAUCGUUGGGGUCAGCGUGACGACAAACCGAGGGGCGUUCGCCCCGCUGACCCAGCAGGGAACCAUCAUUGUGGACGGCGUGGCGGCGUCCUGCUACGCGGCGGUGGACGGCCACCGGCUAGCCCACCUGGCCUUCGCCCCGCUCCGCCUGCUGCACUGCUGGACUGGGAGCGCUGGGCGCCACGGCAACGGCCUGCACUGGUACUCACGGAUCUUACUCUGGCUGGGUCGGGCGGUUCUGGACCCGGGGCGCCUCCAUCCGCUGAGCGUCGCUCUGGGCGACAUGUGAGAGAAACCGGCAUGGGACCGAGGUGGACUUCCUGCUGAAGUGGCAGCAAACAGGAAGUAGUAUCAACCAAUAGGAAGUACCAGCAACAAACAGGAAGUGCCAACAACAAACAGGAUGUACCAGCAGAAAAAAAAAGUACCAGGAACAAACAAGAAGUACUAUCAACAAAAAGUACCCGAAGCAAACAGGAAGUACUAUCAACACACAGGAAGUACCAGCAGCAAACAGGAAGUACCACCAGCAAACAGGAAGUACCAGGAACAAACAGGAAGUAC